Messenger RNA from Enhydra lutris kenyoni (northern sea otter), 1771 nucleotides. RefSeq names its product dimethylaniline monooxygenase [N-oxide-forming] 3-like. Gene Ontology annotation, molecular function: NADP binding; N,N-dimethylaniline monooxygenase activity; flavin adenine dinucleotide binding. The record is from RefSeq and is a predicted model, not a curated record. NCBI's taxonomy places the organism in Eukaryota, Metazoa, Chordata, Mammalia, Carnivora, Mustelidae.
AGUAGUUCCUCCCAUUUUCCAAUAAUUUCCAUGGCGUGCUGGCCCAGGGAAAACAUUUUCCUUCCCAACUGCCCAAACGACUUGGACAGGACUUAAACAUACAGAAGGGAAGAUAAAGAAAAAGGCAGCCAUGGGGAAGAGAGUGGCCAUCAUCGGAGCUGGUGUCAGUGGCUUAGCCUCCAUCAGAAGCUGUCCGGAAGAGGGGCUGGAGCCCACCUGCUUUGAGAGGAGUGAAGAUGUUGGGGGCCUGUGGAAAUUCUCGGACCAUGCAGAGGAAGGCAGAGCUAGCAUUUACCAGUCUGUCUUUACCAACUCUUCCAAAGAGAUGAUAUGUUUCCCAGACUUCCCAUAUCCUGAUGACUUCCCCAACUUUAUGCACAACAGCAAGCUCCAGGAAUAUAUCACUGAAUUUUCCAAAGAAAAGAAGCUCCUGAGAUACAUACAAUUUAAGACCCUUGUAUCUGGUAUAAAUAAACGUCCUGAUUUCUCAGUCACUGGUCAACGGGAUGUUUUUUACCACUGAAAGAGAUGGUAAAAAGGAAUAAGAGAUGGUAAAAAGGAAUCAGCCGUCUCUGAUGCUGUGCUGACUUGUUCUGGACAUCAUGUGUCCCCCAACCUACCAAAAGAGUCCUUUCCAGGACUAAAACUUUUUAAAGGCAAAUGCUUAAACAGCCGGGAUUAUAAGGAGCCAGGAAUAUUCAAAGGGAAGCGAAUCCUGGUGAUGGGCCUGGGGAAUUUGGGCUGUGAUAUUGCCACGGAACUCAGUCACACAGCUGAGCAGGUCAUCAUCAGUUCCAGAAGUGGCUCCUGGGUGAUGAGCCGGGUCUGGGAUGAUGGCUAUCCAUGGGACAUGGUGUUUAUCACCCGGUUUGAAACCUUCCUCAAGAACAACCUGCCGACAGCCAUCUCUGACUGGUGGUACAUGAAGCAGAUGAAUGCGAGAUUCAAGCAUGAGAACUACGACUUGAUGCCUUUAAACGGAACCCUGAGGAAAGAACCUGUAUUUAAUGAUCAGCUCCCAGCUUGCAUUCUGUGCGGCACGGUGUCCAUUAAGCCGAGUGUGAGAGAACUCACUGAGACUUCAGCCAUUUUUGAGGAUGGCACGGUGUUUGAGGCCAUCAAUUGUGUCAUUUUUGCAACAGGCUAUAGUUAUGACUACCCCUUCCUCGAUGAGUCCAUCAUUAAGAGCAAAAACAAUGAGGUCACCUUGUUUAAAGGCAUUUUCCCUCCUAAACUGGAGAAGCCAACCAUGGCAGUGAUUGGUUUUGUCCAGUCCCUUGGGGCUGCCAUUCCCACAGCUGACCUGCAGGCCCGCUGGGCAGUACAAGUAAUAAAAGGAACUUGUACUUUGCAUUCUGUAACAGACAUGAUGAAUGAUAUUGAUAAAAAAAAAGAGGGAAAAAUGCUGUUUCCUCUUCCCACCUCUUGGUUUGGCACCAGCAAGACGGUACAGACGGAUUAUAUUACAUAUAUGGAUGAACUUGCCUCCUUCAUUGGGGCAAAGCCCAACAUCCCAUGGCUGUUCCUCACAGAUCCCAAACUGGCUGUGGAGGUGUUCUUUGGUCCUUGCAGCCCAUACCAGUUUAGGCUGGUGGGCCCAGGCAAGUGGCCAGGAGCCAGACAUGCCAUCCUGACCCAGUGGGACAGGACCCUGAAGCCCAUGAAGACGAGGGCUGCUGGGACCCCUCAGAAGCCUUGCUUGCUCUGCCAUUGGGCCAGGCUCCUCGUUCUCCCUGCUCUGUUCAUUGCUGUUUUCUUUGCAUUGAUCUAA